This is a messenger RNA of Lentinula edodes (shiitake mushroom), 2187 nucleotides long. Its product is annotated as histone acetyltransferases subunit 3-domain-containing protein. The transcript is spliced from 4 exons. The coding region runs from base 1 to 2187 and encodes 728 amino acids. Lineage: Eukaryota; Fungi; Basidiomycota; Agaricomycetes; Agaricales; Omphalotaceae. Gene Ontology annotation, molecular function: transcription coactivator activity. Gene Ontology annotation, cellular component: SAGA complex. Gene Ontology annotation, biological process: regulation of transcription by RNA polymerase II. The record is from RefSeq and is a predicted model, not a curated record.
AUGUCAUCCAAACUAUUUACACCGUACCCCCUCCCAACACAAUUAAGGUCAUCAUUAUUCAAGACCCCAACAGAUGGUGUGGUUCCACCCAUUGAUGAACUCGAGGCGCUUCAUGCGGAGCUGAAAAAUCUCAAGGCGAGAACUAUGGAGAAAGCCAGACGAGCUGGAGAGGAUUUGAAAGUGCUAGAAGAAGGAAUGAGAAGGAUGAAGGACAGAGCGAAGAAAGGGAAGGAAAGAGAAGGCAAAGAAAAGGUCAAGAGAGAACGCGACUAUGAUAUACAGCCACUGCUUUCAUCAUCGGGUGCUUCUGGCUCUAAACCUCGUUUCUCCUCGCAUCCUCUCAACAACCUUCCUUCGUCCUCAAGGUCCUCAAUGGAUCCCGAAAGGGAUAAGAAGAAAAAGAAAAAACGGAAGAGAGACCUGUUGGAGGAGAGUGAUAUUGAGAUGGUAGACGCUGGUUCUCCACGAAUACGCAAGGGAACUCCUCCAAUUCCACACCCCUCUCACUCAAUUUCCUCAUCUUCGUCUAUUCCACCUGCUCCCAAGGCAGCCAAAUCAAUAUCGUCAUCUUCGAUCCCCAAGAAUUCUACCCAAUAUCAUACAGGAAUAGACUUUACAGUCCCUGCUCCACUUACCAUCCUUCCACCCCGACCUCCGAUACAGCCACCCCCAAUACCUGCGCCUUCACAUCCCACACUUGUUUCCGAGGAUUUCAGUAAAAUAGUUAAAGCUCCGACCCAGGUGGCAAUCGCAGCAUUUUACUCCAGUGUCGAACCAUAUUUAAGAGUGAUCAAGGAGGAGGACGUAGGGUUCUUGAGCUGGGAAGGAGAUGACGUAGAACCUUUUGUGAUGCCGAAGCUAGGAAGACACUAUCUCGAAGUUUGGGAGGAGCAGGAUCGAUUGGGCCUUACUACCUCAUCCAGUGCACUUGGCACCCUUCAACAAGUAGCAUUAAACGGCGGCGAUAUACCUCCUAAUCCUUCGGCAGUAGCGCCCAAUCCCUCUUUUGAUCCUUCCACCCUCUCCGAAUCUGAUACUCAGCUGGAGCACCUUGGGCACGGACCGCUCACAGAACGCCUCAUCUCUGCGCUCCUUCCUAUGCCGGACAGUCAUUUGACAUGGAAAGGAGUCAAAGCCGCAGAAGACGCAAUGGAGGGACGGCCUGGCGGCAGUGGCGCCGCUGCCAGUAGAAAGGAGAAGCUCUCUGUAUCGGACCUAGAGAGACGAAUUGGGGAUACAAUGAGGUGGUACAACUUGUUGCCGUCUGGAAGCAACGUUCAACCACUUGAUUACAGCAAUAAAACGGACGAUCCCAUCGCCACUGCUCUGCGCAUCAAUCAAGCAGAGCUCCGUCGCGUAUCUGCCAUAAACCGAUUACGCAAAGCACGCUAUGCGGAGAUAGCAAGGGAUAGAGUCGCAUGGGCAGAAUACCUAGAGUUGAGAGAGUCGAUUGAUAGGAACAUCACGAACGUGUAUAACAAACUUCAAAAAAUGCAAAAGGCGCAGAGGGAUGCACCGAAACUGGGAAGGAAGAAGAAGUUCAAGUCUGAAGAGAGCACCCCUGUCAAGGGAGUCAACGGUUCCAACGGCAAUGGUUCUGUCAACGGCGACACUCCUCCACUUCCACUCUGUCCUGCAGCACUUGGACUUGGUCCAGACGAGGAUAAUCAACUCGUGGUUAGCGAGACGCUGAAACAACUCGUACAAACCAGAAGAAAUUGGGUCAAGCUAGGCGAGACGCUUUUGGAUGAGAAGGAGGGUCCAUUAAAGGUAAUUGAACUAAUGGAGCCUGGGGAGUCUUCACCAGAACCAAACGCAGAGGACCUAAGUUCUUCACCCGGUGUUAAUGACAGCUCAUCAUCUAAAUGGCGCGUACCAGUAAUGGAGCGGCCUCGGCGCGGGCGACUUGUUGGUUUUCCUAAAGAAAGUAUAUUCAAAGGUAUAGAAGAAGAGGUAGAGGAGCUGAUGCGAGACUGGGAGCGUCAUAACGUGGAGCGGGAGCAAGCGGAGGGACAGGCGAAGAUACCGACGACGACUAAUUCCCGUGUCGGUGCAACGACGGUUCCACAUUCGAACGAUACGUCGACAUCUGGGAGUGGGCUGAAGAUUCAUCUCAAUGGACAUGUGCAAGCGACGUAUGGUAAAGGUAAAGGGAAGGCGAGGGAUGAUCAGAUGGAUGUUGGUUGA